AAUUUCAGCUAUUAAUGAUUUCAAUUGAUGACUCUGAUGUCAAAGACAAACAUUUAUGAGUUAGUAAGUAACCUCAUCAAAAUCUCAUACAGCAUGAGUAAUUGUGAUGACCAAGCAGUAGCAGACCAGGCUUUAGAUCUUUUUUCAGAACAGGCUGAUGUCAGUGAAGAAAACUCAAAGUAUGCUCUUGUAGGGCCUUCAGACGAGCAAUAUGAACAGUUGUUAGAGGUAUUAAAGAACAGAUUAGAGGAUGGAUUGGGAGAGUGCGUGUAUGAGGUUGGUAUUGGUGAUGGAAUACCGGAUGGGUUAUGUGACGAGGAUAUGUUAGCAUCUCACGCAACUCUGGAGAGUCUUGCUGAUUCCCUUGAUGCGGACUUGUCGCUGUUAAGAGAGAAACAAGCCGAGGAAGGUAAAGUUGCAGAGGUUCUUGUGCGACACAAACCAACUGAAGAGGAUUUUACAGAAGUCAGAGUUGCAGUUAUUGGCAACGUUGAUGCAGGUAAAAGCACCCUACUAGGUGUACUAACUCAUGGCGAGCUGGAUAAUGGGCGUGGUUUUGCACGAACCAAACUCUUCAGACACAAACAUGAGCAGGAAACAGGGAGGACAAGCAGUGUCGGAAAUGACAUAUUGGGAUUUGAUUCAAAAGGAGGUAUAGUUAACCAAGCAGAUACUCACAGCAGUCAAGACUGGAGAAAGAUCUGCUCCCAAUCGAGCAAAGUUAUCACUUUUAUAGACCUGGCUGGUCAUGAGAAGUAUCUUAAAACAACCAUCUUCGGAAUGACCGGACAUCUGCCUGAUUUUGGAAUGUUGAUGAUUGGAGCUAACGCCGGAAUUAUUGGAAUGACAAAAGAACAUCUGGGAUUGAGUCUGGCUCUUGGGGUGCCGGUCUACGUGGUUGUUACUAAGAUUGACAUGUGUCCUCCUAACGUUCUCGAGGAGACAAUGAAGCUGCUGAUGAAGAUCCUAAAGUCGCCGGGAUGUCGUAAAAUACCGCUGCUCGUGUCAAACCAAGACGAUGUCGUCGUGUCAGCUACCAACUUCACCUCGGAAAGAAUUUGUCCCAUAUUCCAGAUAUCAAACGUAACUGGCCAGAACAUGGAACUACUAAAAGCCUUCCUAAACCUGCUGAGUGUGAGAAACAACUAUGUUGUGGGGGAUAUUGCAGAGUUUCAGAUUGAUGACACCUACAGCGUGCCUGGUGUUGGUACUGUGAUAUCAGGGACAUGUAUGCGGGGCCUAAUUAAAACAAACGACGCCUUACUAAUGGGACCAGACAGUCUCGGAAACUUUAAACCUAUCAUUGUCAAGUCUAUACACCGGAAACGACUUCCUGUUAAAGAGGUAAGAGCCGGACAGUCUAGUUCCUUUGCUCUGAAGAAAAUAAAAAGAGGAGAGAUAAGGAAAGGGAUGGUUCUAGUUUCACCCAACAGUGAACCGCAAGGAGUAUGGGAGUUUGAGUCGGAGAUAAGAGUCCUACACCACCCCACUACAAUAAGUGUAAAGUAUCAAGCUAUGGUGCACACAGGGAGCAUACGACAAACUGCUAGUAUUGUUACUAUGAGUGUUCAGCAUAUGAGGACCGGGGACAAGGCUAUUUGCAGGUUUAGAUUUAUCAAGAAUCCAGAGUAUAUAAAGGAAGGUGCCAGAAUGGUCUUCAGAGAAGGGAGGACUAAAGCAGUUGGAAAUAUUAUCAAAGUAUACCCCGACGCCCCGGCCCCCUACCGAGGCAACAAGCGCGACAAGAUGAAACCGAAAUACAACGCGCGUCGCCGCAUCAAAUCACUUAACGACCGCGACAGGAUAGAUCCUGAACCAAACCUAGUAACUCGACCAGAACCUAUUUUAGCUACUGUACCAUCGAUACCAUCGAUACCAUCGAUACCAUCGAUACCAUCGAUACCAUCGAUACCAUCGGUACCAUCGGUACCAUCGGUACCAUCGAUACCAUCGGUACCAUCGGUACCAUCGGUACCAACGAUACCAUCAGCAAAUGCUACUGCAGCAGUUUCUGCUACCAAUAUUAAUUCUACUACCACCGAUGAUUCAGGGACAUAGAGUUUGUGUGAUACUCCGUUUCAAGGGAAAUGGCUAUCUUGUUAUGAGUUAUGAGUUAACUGUUUGAUUAAUUGGGUCUUAAGUUAAUCUCAAUUUGACUCUAGGUAAAAAUGCCGUGAAGAUUUAUUAGCUGGUUUUGCUUUUUGGAAUUUACGUAUGGUGACCCCAAUAAUAUACACACAUUGUACAUAAACUGGUUUCGAGAAUUAUAUAAUAUGUGUUUUAAAUCCUAGUUACACUUUAUAAACUUUCGGGAUGUUAGAAUUUGACAGAGACAACCUUGUGAUUUACGCUUUUCGACAGCU
This is a messenger RNA of Bolinopsis microptera, 2363 nucleotides long. Its product is annotated as GTP-binding protein 1-like. Gene Ontology annotation, molecular function: GTPase activity; GTP binding; translation elongation factor activity. The transcript is spliced from 15 exons. NCBI's taxonomy places the organism in Eukaryota, Metazoa, Ctenophora, Tentaculata, Lobata, Bolinopsidae. Gene Ontology annotation, biological process: translational elongation. The coding region runs from base 28 to 2058 and encodes 676 amino acids. The record is from RefSeq and is a predicted model, not a curated record.